Necator americanus (New World hookworm) is the source of this 774-nucleotide messenger RNA. RefSeq lists its product as uncharacterized. NCBI's taxonomy places the organism in Eukaryota, Metazoa, Nematoda, Chromadorea, Rhabditida, Ancylostomatidae. Gene Ontology annotation, biological process: xenobiotic metabolic process. Gene Ontology annotation, molecular function: iron ion binding; heme binding; oxidoreductase activity, acting on paired donors, with incorporation or reduction of molecular oxygen, reduced flavin or flavoprotein as one donor, and incorporation of one atom of oxygen. The transcript is spliced from 6 exons. The record is from RefSeq and is a predicted model, not a curated record. Gene Ontology annotation, cellular component: cytoplasm; intracellular membrane-bounded organelle. The coding region runs from base 1 to 774 and encodes 257 amino acids.
AUGGAGUGCGGACCAAGGAUAGAGGAUGGUUCAAUUUGUGUCGACGGCACCGAAUUAAACAAGGUGAACUGUUUCAAGUACCUUGGAUACAAAGUGACUUCCACAGGCGACAUUGAUCAAGAAGGUCGAGCACGUGUUAAUGCGGCAUGGAUGAAAUGGAAAAUGGCAACAGGGUCCUGUUGCCCUUUACGGAUGCUAGUGCUGGCUGACGACGAAAGCCUUGGAAAGAGUGCUGCACGCUAUGGAGAUGCGGAUGUUGAGGUUAUCAAAAAGAUUCGACGUGAGGUGAGGACAAUCACCAGUGGUACUCGUAGUCUCUCCUUGGCAGACAAAAGGAACACACCUUAUCUUAAUUGGGCUAUAUUGGAGACACAGCGAUUAGCAUCAAUCUUAAACUUGAACGCAUGGCGAAAAUCCGAAUACGAUAUAUUAGUGGGAGGUCACUGUGUUCCGAAAGGCACAGCAAUUGCAGCAGAGUUGUGUCUUAUCAUGAGCGAUGAAAAAUCAUUCACCGAUCCAAGCAGGUUUAAUCCUUUGCGAUAUGAGGAAGGUGGAAAACAGCUUGAACAGCAGGUGAUCCCCUUCGGUCUUGGGAAGCGUGCGUGCCUCGGGGAAUCACUGGCAAAGGCAGAGUUAUACUUAAUUGUCGGAAAUAUGAUUUCUCGAUACAAUUUCACGGAAGAUUCACGUGCUCCCAUCGACAUGAGCGAAACAGCACCGUAUGGGUUUAUGCAUCGUCCAAAGGACUUCCGAAUUACAGUAGAAUUAGCUUGA